This is a messenger RNA of Manduca sexta (tobacco hornworm), 3064 nucleotides long. RefSeq names its product rho GTPase-activating protein 19 (gene RhoGAP54D). Gene Ontology annotation, cellular component: cytoplasm. Lineage: Eukaryota; Metazoa; Arthropoda; Insecta; Lepidoptera; Sphingidae. Gene Ontology annotation, biological process: signal transduction; regulation of small GTPase mediated signal transduction. Gene Ontology annotation, molecular function: GTPase activator activity. The record is from RefSeq and is a predicted model, not a curated record. The coding region runs from base 236 to 2863 and encodes 875 amino acids. The transcript has 10 exons.
AUCUAAGUUUCUGAACGAGUCUAGUUUGGCCGUUGUACAAAAUGACAUUCGAAAACAAAGCAUGCAGAACACGAUUAGAUCUUCAUUAAUUAAUUUUGAGUAAACCAUUAAAUAAAUAAAGUGUAUUAAAGUAGUCUUAAUGUUUUUAGUUCCUCGCGACUUGAAUUAUGUGUUUAAUUCGAUGGUUAACAUAGUCUUUAACGAAGUUUUGGUGGCCUUGUUGUGUUCUUAAAAAAUGACUUCCUCUGAUACUUGUAUGAUAGAAAGACUCCGAAAUGAGAAUUUAGAGCAAUUCUUCACAUUAGUGCGCAUGCAUUUAUCUUUUGUUGUGGAUAUUAACACCGACGAUGUUGACUGCUCAACGGAUAAACCAAAGCAAUUUAGAUGGAAUUUCCACAAGAAAACCAAGAGUUCAAAUACUAAUUCUAGUUUAAGUAGUGCUAGUAAUACAAAGAAUAAUGUAGAAGUUAAUUCAAUAACAGAAGAGGGCAUAUUGAGGCUUAAUGAAUUGAUUGACUUCCUGUCCAAACCAGAAAAUGUAACACAGGAAGGCAUAUUCCGUAGAACAGGGUCGCUCAGCCGCCAACAAGAGCUGAAGCAGCUGUUGCUCACUGGUUCGAACCUUGGACUUGAUGAAGGACGUUUCUCAGUGCAUGACUGUGCCUCAGUACUAAAAGGGUUCCUUGCUGAAUUACCUCAGCCAUUGUUAAUGGAUCAGUAUUAUCAAACUUAUUAUACAUUAGCUGGCCAAUACCCACCAAAUGUAGAAUCAUCGGAAUCUAAACUCCUAACAGCACUCCAACUGCUUCUGAUGCUGCUCACACCAUCACACAGAAAUUUUUUGCAGCGGUUGUUAAGACUGCUUCGUUUGGUGGCUGACAAUGAAGCAUCAAAUAGAAUGUCUCCGGACACGCUUGCUACUAUGUUUACGCCGCAUUUACUAUGUCCUAGAAAGCUCUCUCCAGAGACAUUCCACGCGGACUCCAUAGCCCUCUCGCCGGUGAUCAGCUUCAUGAUCCGGCAGUCGUCGCGGCUGUUCAGCGCGCCGGCGCGCCUGGCGACGGACGCGGCGGCCUACUUCACUGUGCGCGAGCGGCGCCGCGCCAUGUCGCCUGACGUGGACCUCGACGAGAGCAUUACUGAUAAAACAGCAGCGAACACAGUGUACACAUUCGUCGACAGGCAUCGCACGAAGGCGGAGAACGAGACGAACCCCACCGACACUGCGCUCGCGCAACUCUACGCGCACAUACAGGCGCUGCCAGACUCCCAUCAGAAACGACGACUCGUCAAGCACUUCAACAGGCAGAAUGGAUAUGGAACACCAAUACAAAUACAAAGGACAGGCAAAGUGGCCGGUUCGCGAAGUUUCGGCGAUUCGAUCAAGAGACACAUAUUUAACAAGGGACUGCUUAACAAAACGCCAAAGAAAGGAUCCGGGUCCAAUAUUAAUACGAUAGAGGAGAAAACGGCCAAAGGAAAACUCAGAUUCACCGAAGAGAAAGUCGACGUUUCCCAUAAAAAUAUAGUACUGAAAAACUUGGCAAACAAAAUCGCCAGUUCAGAAUCGUUAGAUGAUGAUUACGAAUCAGACGCUAGCAAUGAAAGCACGUUAUCCGAGGGAGCGUUGAACAAAUCGCGUAAAUUGAGUCCGAAGUUCGUUUCCGAACCGAAUCUAAGCAUACUUGACGCCGAGGAGACGCCAAAAAAUGUCAAAAAGAGAUUGUUUCGAUCGAAAAUAGUGACGACUCAGAAUAAGAAAUAUCGGAAACGGAACGGCGUGAUACGCGGCACUCCGGCGUCGUGCGUGUCGUGUUUCGAUCAGGAUACCGGAUCGGAUUUAUCUUGCGGCGAAAGUGAGGCGAAUAUCGACAAUACGCCGAAAAAAUCUCGCUUGGAUGACGAAGAGAUAAAGCAUUAUUUGACGAGUACACCGGGGAUUUCCGACGCGGUUUUUUCGGAUGAGGAAUGUUCCACGCCGUAUACGAUAAAUUUUAGAAGGGCGUCAAUGUCGCCGAUAACUAAGUCGACGCAAAAACUGUCAAAAGCUAUGCAGGAAUCGAUAAUGACACCAAGGUCGCGCAAACCGUUAAUAAUAACGUCGGAGCAACGCGUCAGUCUACCAGAAACAAACGAGAAUAAACAACAGGAGGAUAAGCCAGAGGAUAUGUAUCCAUCGAUGUCGCCGAAAAACGAUAGCGAUUUUGUAUCUUCGGAUGAUGAGAAUGAAAUGUCGAGAUCUUCACUCUCUUGUGAACGAUCGAGUAAUUCAGCGAGUGCGUUGAUGCCACGAUCGAAAACUCCGUACGACGGUCGAUCCGUCUCCAUAGGUGAUAUUAGCCCCCUACGUUCCGAAAACCCUCGCUUCGUUAUCAGCCAAGACCGCCCAAAAUAUGUCGAUGAUUUAAACACAACACUAUGCGGUGAAGAUGAUCUGUUACCGAAAUUUAAACUAACCCACGAGAUGACAAACGACCAAAGAACAAGAUCAUUAACUGACCCCUUCAGAGAGUACUUGUUAAGUCGAUCUGUACUAACAGCGACACCUAUCGACUUAUCGAUGUUAAAUAAAUCGAACGAGACCGACGAUAAACUAUCAGAAUCGCUAAUGUAUUGUCUGGAUGGGAACGUCCCUAGUGAUUUGACGUUAUCGAUAAGUAAUUUGGCUGUCGAUAAAGAUCAGUGUUUGCGGUCGCCCUUGAAAAAUAUCGAUGUUAAUGUGGAAAAAAGUCCGAAUAGGAAGCGUUGUGCUAGUUCCAUUGCUUUUGAUAGUGAAGAAAGUAGAAUCGACGGUACAAAGAAGGCUAUGGUAGAAAAAGAGAAUAUAACACAAGUUUAUGAAUUACGCGAGACUGAACUUUAAGUCUUUAGUCACAAGUGCCUCGAAUUUAAUUUGUAUAAUGGAUACUAUUUUUUAUAUAUUAUUUUUAUGUUACUCUAUGCUCGUGAUGGUUGAAUUAAAAUUUGUAAUUCGUGAAUCGAAUAUUUGUUUGUCAACUGACAAUAUUUUGUAAAUUUUACAGUUACCUAUUAUGUAAAAUUACAAUUAUAUUAUUGUCUUCUA